Salvia miltiorrhiza (redroot sage) is the source of this 1179-nucleotide messenger RNA. Its product is annotated as zinc finger protein ZAT5-like. Lineage: Eukaryota; Viridiplantae; Streptophyta; Magnoliopsida; Lamiales; Lamiaceae. The record is from RefSeq and is a predicted model, not a curated record. The transcript has a single exon. Bases 201 to 920 code for a protein of 239 amino acids.
CAUUCACUAAUUACGUUAUAGUGUAAACUUCCUCCAACCUCCACUCCCCACCUCCCUCCUACUUUCUUUCUCCUCCGCUUCGUCACCCUCUCUCUCUCCACCCCUAGAAUGUGAGAGAAAAGAAAUCAACAAACGCCAAACCAGCAUCCAACAUACAUAGUCUCUACACGGCGGUGGUGGGCCGGGUUAUAUAUAUAUAUAUGGAGACCGCGACGGAAGAGGCAGCGGCGACGCCGUGUUUGAAUACGGACCUCAUUACGAAAGGCAAACGAACCAAGAGAGAAAGACCUAAUUCCCCGGUUUCCUUCACCAUCACACCACCCCCACGCGCCGCCGCCUCAUCGGAGGAGAGUACCACGACGGAGGAAGCCGACACCGCCAGGUGCCUCAUCCUCCUCUCCCGGGGCCACUUCAACAACAACCGCCGCAGCGACGCCGCGACCACCUCCUACGGCGGCGGCGGAGCGUGCAUAUACACAUGCAAGACGUGCAACAGGUCCUUCUCAUCCUUUCAGGCCCUGGGCGGCCACCGCGCCAGCCACAAGAAGCCUAGAAACGAGAAGCGGUACGCCAUAUUCUCCGACGAGGAGGAUUUGACGUCGCCGUCGUCGUCGUCGAGGAACAAAUUCUCUCCGACCUCUCUCUCCCUUCAGCUGAGCAGCGUGUCGACCACCACCACCACCGCAGUGAAGUCGCCGAGGGUCCACGAGUGCUCCUAUUGCGGGGCCGAGUUCGCUUCCGGCCAGGCCCUCGGCGGCCACAUGAGGAAGCACCGCGGCGGCGCCGCCCCAUCGCCUCGAGGCGUUGAUGAGGUGGAGGCCGGAAAGUGGCUGUCGUUGGAUCUCAAUCUUCCGGCGCCGGAAGAUGAGAGAGAAAGAAGCCCUAACCGGAUUCCUCCACCAUUACUACUCCACCCUUGAUUUAUUUUCACAUUAUACUUUUGGAAGGUUUUAAAGUAUUGACCACCUUCCACAAUUGUGCAUUUUGACUCACCACUGUAUAUAACAAUUUUUGUAAGGAAAAUAUUUCCUGCAAUUCUUUUUUUUUUUUUUUUGUAAACUAGUAGCUCAUGACAUUCUUUGAAUUCUGUAAAUAGUUUCAUUUUACUUUGUUUUACACUUUUAUUCCAUCUCAUAAUUAUAAUAUAUGAGGAUUAAGUUGGAGAGUAUUUGAAUUCUA